AUGGCUUCCAAGCUGAUAUUAGUAUUGGCCCUAGUGCCUUUAAGUAUGGCCUAUCCACCUGAUCAUCACGAUGCCGAGAAAGAACAGUACAUGGCAUGGAAAGAAAAGAUGGAAAAGGAAAAGCAAGAAUACAUGGCUUGGAAAGACAAACAAAUGGAUGAACAUAAGGACCAAUUCAUGGAAUGGAAAGAAAAGCAUGACGAUAUGGUAGACGAGUUUAAGGAUUGGAAAGAGGACAAACAUGAUGAAAUGAAGAAAAAAUUCAUGGAAUGGAAAGAGAAACAAGAUGCCAUGAAAGAAAAAUUCAUGGAAUAUCAACAUAAAGAGAAGGAACAACAGAAAAAAGAAUUCAUGGAAUGGAAAAACAAAAUGGAACAAAAGUCCAUGAAAGACGGCGAAGAUAUGAAACACAUGGAUGACGACAGAAUGAAAAUGAUUAAAAAAUGGCACAUGUGGGAAGAAAAAAUGCAAGGCUUAGAACACUUUGAUAAAAUGAUGGUUGAAUUCAAAGGUAAAGCACAUAAAUUUGUCAUGAAAGUUGUUCAUCAAAUGCUGGAGUUUUGCAACAGCGCAGAAACAUCAGAUGCAAUGAAAGGUAUGCUUGGAAAUGCAGGUAUGCAGGGAGAUAAUGGCGAUAAAAUGGGAAUGGAUGGUAGUUCGAUGCCUUCUGACAUGCACUUUCCCACAAAUAUGGACAGCGAAGAAGAAAUGAAAGCACUAGCCGAGAAGGUUAGAAAAAUGUCCGAAGAAAACCAGAAGAAGCUUUACAUUGGUGGAAUGAUCAAAAGUAUGUGUACUGGAGCCAAGACGUACGCCCUCCACGCUUAUGAAUGGAAGAAAAAAUAUUUAUUGCAUUAAUCUGAGUAAGCAUAAAGUACUAUUAGGUUACCAUGAUUAGUUGACUUGGAAGACCUGAAUCAACAUCAUCGUCCUCACGUCAACUCUUCCAGUUGAUAAACAAAUUCACAUGUGAACUCAAUAUUUUAUAUUUUUACUUUUUGGAAUAAAAUAAUAAUUUUUU
Molecule: messenger RNA, 1021 nt
Organism: Lottia gigantea (owl limpet)
Lineage: Eukaryota; Metazoa; Mollusca; Gastropoda; Lottiidae
Exons: 4
Coding region: 1-858 (285 amino acids)
Source: RefSeq, a predicted model, not a curated record